AAGACGCUGAUAAAUUCUCUAGAGUGAAAGAAAAGGAUCUCUCUCUCUCUCCACCGCCAGAACCUUGAGCGCGAAGACAAAGACUAUAUUUUUACCCAUUGCUAUCCCAUCACUAAGUGGACUCACAGCCUCGGGCUUCAUAGCUACACGCGCCUGCGGUCAUCUGAACGUGUUCGUCGCUGCUCCGUUCAUCAACCUGCUCGCGAUAGAUCAGCCGACCGCGGAGACGAAUCGAUCCGUGCCUCCGGCGAGUCAUGGCGAGAGAGGCCGAGCGGGACAGCUGCCUCCUGCGCGAUCUCCGGCAGCAAGCCGGUAACGACACGUGCGCGGACUGCGGCGCUGCAGAGCCGGAUUGGGUGUCCGUGACGCUGGGUGUGUUCGUGUGUCAGGGAUGCUCGCUCAUCCACAGAAGCAUUGAAAGCCUCAGCCAGGUGAAGUCAGUGCUGCAGGACACAUUUGAAGAUAAAGAAAUCGAGUUUAUCACAUCUAUGGGGAAUGAAGCGGCAAAGGCCAAGUACGAACAGCAAGCUCCUCCGUUUUAUCACCGGCCCUCCCACACAGACUGCAGGAUUUUGAGGGAGCAGUGGAUCAGAGCCAAGUAUGAGAGACAGGAGUUUAUACACGUCGAGAAACAAGAGCCUUAUUCAGCAGGGUACAGAGAGGGGUUUCUAUGGAAACGUGGUCGAGACAACGGACAGUUCCUCAGUCGCAAGUUCAUUCUGUCUGAAAGAGAAGGAGCACUGAAGUACUUCAACAAGCACGACGCGAGAGAACCAAAGGCCAUAAUGAGGAUUGAAACCCUAAAUGCUACUUUCCAGCCGGCUAAAAUAGGAAACCCCUACGGCCUGCAGAUCACCUAUCUGAGAGACAACAGCACCAGGAAUAUCUUUGUGUACCACGAGGACAGUAAGGAAAUGGUGGACUGGUUCACUGCGAUCCGGGCAGCCCGGUUUCAUUACCAGAAGGUGGCAUUUCCUGGAGCUAAUGAUGAGGACCUGGUACCCAGACUGACAAGAAACUUCAUGAAGGAGGGUUUCAUGGAGAAAACAGGCCCAAGGCACACAGAGGGCUUUAAGAAAAGAUGGUUUACCAUGGAUGAUCGGAGACUAAUGUACUUUAAAGAUCCCUUGGAUGCAUAUGCACGCGGCGAGGUGUUCAUCGGCAGUAAGGAGAACAGGUAUACUGUGGUAUCCGGGCUGCCGCCCUCGAUCCAGGGAUAUCACUGGAAGUACGGGAUCACCAUUGAAACCCCAGACAGGAAGUUCCUGUUUGCUUGUGAAACCGAGGCGGAGCAGAAGGACUGGAUCGCAGCCUUUCAGAGAGUCGUCAACCGUCCCAUGAUGCCGCAGGAGUACGCAGUUGAGGCUCAUUUCAAGCACAAGCCUUGAUGCUGGCUGUAAACCUGCCUGUAUGUGCUGUAUGCUGCAGGCGGCACAGACUGGACAAUGAACAGCUGUUCUGUCUCAUGAAGCGCUCCGGACCGAGCGAGUACCUUCCUACCUUGAUUUACAAACCACUGGACUGUGCUGAAGACGUCUUCAUCGUGAGGCUUACUUAUAACCAAAGCAGACGUCCCGGGUUCAGCCGUCAGCCGAGCUACUGUACAAAUAUGGCAUGUGAAUGUUGUCCAUCGCUCUUAAACAUAACAUUUAAUCUGUAAAUCACAAGUACUAAACACCACGGUGCGUUCUGACUGAUGUUAUUUAUUGGAUUUUCCAUGCAAAUGCUGCUGUGAAGCUUAGAUGAUCCUCAGACACUACACAACACCACACCACUCCGAGUGUCUUUGCUGAUCAUCUAGGGCUUUCGUUCACCAUUACUGAUCAUUUAAAUGUGUGAAAACCAUGUUAGGACACCUAUGUGAUUAGUAUAGGUUUCAUAUACUACUUACUACUUCUGGUGUCUGUGCAGGGUGCGUACUGUAUGUGACCCUGGAGCACAAAAGCAGUGUUAAGUCGCUGGGGUAUAUUUGUAGCAA
This is a messenger RNA of Sinocyclocheilus rhinocerous, 1978 nucleotides long. Its product is annotated as arf-GAP with dual PH domain-containing protein 1-like. The record is from RefSeq and is a predicted model, not a curated record. The transcript is spliced from 11 exons. Gene Ontology annotation, cellular component: plasma membrane; cytoplasm; intracellular membrane-bounded organelle. The coding region runs from base 255 to 1388 and encodes 377 amino acids. NCBI's taxonomy places the organism in Eukaryota, Metazoa, Chordata, Actinopteri, Cypriniformes, Cyprinidae. Gene Ontology annotation, molecular function: GTPase activator activity; phosphatidylinositol-3,4,5-trisphosphate binding; phosphatidylinositol bisphosphate binding. Gene Ontology annotation, biological process: positive regulation of GTPase activity.